AUGGACACCACCACCCUAGCGCCCCUCCUCUCCUCACUCUCUUCAUCUAUCGACGACCUACAAGACUCCCUCGCCCCCCUCCUCACCACCCCUCUCUCCCAAACCGCUUCCAAGCUGCCCCUCCUCGACAAAGCAAAACUGCACGUCCUAACCACCUACGCCAUCGAGUCCCUGCUGUUCUCCUACCUCUCGCUCAACGGCGUGAAUGCAAAGACGCACCCCAUUUUCACAGAGAUCAUGCGCGUGAAGCAGUACAACGAGAAGAUCAAGCUGGCCGAGGCGGGUCCGGCCGCUAUCAACAGGACGCAGACGCUAGACAAGAGCGCGGCCCAGCGGUUUAUCAAGUCGGGAUUGGCCGGGAACGAGCGGUUUGAUCGGGAGAGGGCGGAAAGGCAGGCCAGGGAGAAGGAGGUGGCGAGGGAGAAGCUGGAGGCGCUGGAGGCGGCGAAAGUGAGGCUGCAGGCUGAGAUGACGGCGAGGAAGAGGAAGGCCGAGGAGAUUGAGGAAGCUGAGGAGGAUGGGGAAGUGGCGGAGGAGGCGCAGGAGGAAGGCAGCGAAGAGGGAGAGCUGGAACCCGAAGCGGAGACGACGGCUCAAGAGGAUACGUCGGCCGUGAAUGAGAGGGGCGGGGUUCCGUCAGAGCCUGCGAAGAAGAAGAAGUUGAGACAUAGCAAUGAUCCGGAGAAGAAACGCAUAAGAGUCGAGAAGAGGGCUGAGAAGAAGGUGGAAAGGAAUGCGGCUAAGAGGCAGAAGAAGAAGGCGAAGAAAGAGGCGAAGAAGCAGUCAGGUUGA
Messenger RNA from Coniosporium apollinis CBS 100218, 792 nucleotides. RefSeq lists its product as uncharacterized. The coding region runs from base 1 to 792 and encodes 263 amino acids. The transcript has a single exon. The record is from RefSeq and is a predicted model, not a curated record. Gene Ontology annotation, molecular function: DNA binding; RNA binding. Gene Ontology annotation, cellular component: nucleolus; exosome (RNase complex). NCBI's taxonomy places the organism in Eukaryota, Fungi, Ascomycota, Dothideomycetes. Gene Ontology annotation, biological process: maturation of 5.8S rRNA; regulation of gene expression.